ACAGUUACAUCAAUACAGCCAUCGCCGAUAGCAAUUAAUCAAAUACGCCAAAACGCAACUCCUAUACAACAGUGUCGAGAUUACAGUUACAUCAGGCUAGUGUAGGACUUUCAUUACAGCCACAUGAGAAGAGCAAGGUGGUGGCAUUGAAAGACACGUCACCGUCAGCUGUGCAGCACCGCCACCAGUCACCACAGUCCCGCGCCGCCACUUGACGGAUGGUCUUACACCCGCCAACCAUCAACAUGUUGCUGAAACUAACAUUGUCGUGCCUGUUCCUGGCCUCACUCGCAUCAGCACAGCAAAGAGUAGCCCCCGGAGUGCCUAGCAACCAGUACCAGCAGCAGCAGCAGCCCCAGCGAGCCCAGGUGGCGCAGCAGGCAGGCCACUACCAGGCAGGUGCUCCAGGAGUGCCACCCCAGCAGUACCAGCAACCCCCGGGUGUCCCCCCACAGCAGUAUCAGCAGCAGCAGCAAUAUCAGCAGCCACAGCAGUAUCAGCAGCAACAACAGUUUCAGCAGCCACAGCAGCAACAAUUCCAACCACCACCACCGCCCCAGCAGCCGCAACAGCAACAGUUUCAGCAACCGCAGCAAGUACAGCAGCAGCCACAGAUGCAGCCACAUGGAGGAGGCGGCCACAACCAGCGUGUAUUGCACAACCCUAACCUGAGCAGUGAGCGUGACCACAUCAAGGACCACCUGGAGGUUCCCAUUGACACUGCCAGCAUGUCUGACCAAGAGCUGCAGUUCCAUUACUUCAAGAUGCAUGAUGCAGACAACAACAACAAGCUGGAUGGCCAAGAGCUUAUCAAAUCCCUCUUCCAUUGGCAUGACUCUGCUAACCAUGAAGGCAAAGCUGGCCAUCCACAGCCAGAGGAGAAGUUGUUCACUGAUAUUGAGCUGGUGAACAUGAUUGAUCCGAUACUUGAUCAAGACGACAAGAACAAGGACGGCUUCAUUGAUUACCCGGAGUUUGUGCAGGCUCAGCGUAAUGCUGCUGCUGCUGCUGCAUCCAACACCCAUGGCUAGAAUGGCAAGUGGUGGGAGGGCAACUAAGGCUGAGUGUGGUGGCAUGGGAGCUCCCUGAUUAGUGCUAUCCAGGCUCCCUUCCUUCCCAUCAUUAAGGAAUGCCUUCCAAGAUUCCUGCAUUAUAUAUGUGUAUGAGGAACAUGCUUGAUUUAUUGAAUUAUUGAACAUACUAGUGUUGCCCAUAUUAGUGCUCGCCCAAGAGGUUUUUGGGUCUCAGCAUAUUCAUGUCUUAAGUAUUUCCAGUUAACUUAUUUACUACAAAAAAUAUAUAUAAUUUCAUUGAACACAACGCACAUUUAAUACGCUUACACCUCAGUCUAAUGUUGUUUUCUGCAAAUAUUGACUUGAAAAGCAUGUUUUGAAAUAAUAAAUCAAGAACAGUGACAUUGAUGGGUGUGAGAAACACACUUACAUUGUCAAAAAAUGCAUCACAGGGACAGUGAUCUCCUAAGAACUGUGUUUCUAAAAUUGUGGUGGUGCUGGUGGCUACACCUGUGACUAAACUGUUAGGGAGCACCACCAGUGAUUUUUUCUGACAGGGAUGAUGUGGUGAGGGUGCUUUGAAUUUUUUUUUUUUUUUACAGAUCUGAGAAUUUGUUGCUGAAUGUUUUAUAUUCUUAUCUGCAUUUUGUUACAAUCAACUUAAUGACAGAAGCUUGUUGAUGUUACAAUAAGGUUAUGUUAUUACAUACAGUUUGUCCCUUUUCAGUUGGUACUGUGGGAACUUUAUUGAAGAAAAACAAUAAAGAUUUUGUUUAAGAAUUAUUAUGAUCUCUUUUGUGGAAGCUGAGCUGGGCAAGCUGUGUGAACCAAUGAGAAUUUGCAAGCUCAGUGUUGACUGGCUCUCAUAUUCUUACAACAAAGUCUUUAUUGUUUUUAGUAUUGUUCUACAUUGACUCCAUUGAUAGAACAUUUCAUCUUGUUUCAUAGAACCUGAUUGACAUCAAUUACCGAAAUAUUCAAGGAUAUCAUGAGAAAUAGAGAAUGAAUGCAAGUCCUUUUAGUAUUUCUGAAACAUGAAAUGUUUUAACUGCAAAGUCAUUGUGAACUAUGUUUAUGUAAAAAAAAAAAAUGUGUAUGCAGCAGCCAGUUAGUAUUUGGCUUGUAAAGCUCACUCAGGUUCAUGCUGUGUGCUCGGUGCUCUUCCACUGAAAAGAUAAUAUUUUAUAGUUGAAUUGUUUUGGUAAACGCAACAAAUAUUUAUUGCCUUAUGUUAGUGUGCUGGAGCAGUUGAGAGACAGUCACUUGAAGUUAUCACAAAUGUCUGCCUGGCAGUUUGCUUAAGAAGUGCAUUAGUACAAGGUGUGUGAAUGUACUAACAGACAAGUACAUAUGCAUGCAAGUGGACAGCACAGAAACCUGAAGACAUGGAGGCAUAAAAGUGGAGUUUCAUUCUGAUACAAAACAUAUUUAAUAAAACACCAUCACCUUCCUAUACAUUGUCAGUAAAACAGACAAUUGUUCUGUGGCCUCAAUACUUUUCCACUUGCCUCACUUUAUCUCCCAGAUUUGUUAGCCUUGAAGAAUGCACUUCAGUGUUUCAGGAAAAACUGAAUAGUCUUCCAUGCUGCAUUACAACACAUGAUCAAGAACUAAGUGUGAAUGAUGAAAUCGAACUGUGUGUGUGUGUGUGUGUGUGUGUGUGUGUGUGUGUGUGUGUGUACCCCAAUGAUGUGUUCUCUGUAUGGAGAUCUGUACGUACUGUAAAUUAAAGCUAAUUUCCUGCAGUAUAGUUAUAUAUAAAGGAGAGAGGCAUAUAAGAUUACUAACUUUCACUCCUAUAAAUGUGGAGUACUAUAUUCUCAAUUUAAAAGACAUCUGUAACAAUUGUCUGCUGUGAGUGUAGGAAAUAUUGAUAUAAAGUACUUGGCUACAUUCUGUGCUUCACUGAAGCAUGUGCAACAAGUCGAUCUAUCCCUGGGAAUGUGAGCAGUGCAUAAUCAGUGUUGCAGUGAAGCCUUCCUAUUAGUGCUCAUGAUGGUGGUUUGUGUCAGCACAUUUUCACAGAUAUCACUGUAUACUUAAUUCAUUGACAGUAACUAGUGAAGUACAAAAAAUUAUGCUACUUCACUGACGAUGGCCACUGAUUUUUGUUCCAUAAUGUACAUUGAAAAGGGUUCAUCACGUAUAGAUAAUAUUUAAUAUAGUAAUGUGCAAUUAUAUUUUGAGAUCAAUAGUAGUAAUUAGUAGUGAUGGGGUUAGGUUUUGUGAUCAAAUGUGCAAGAUAACUUACCGGAAGAAGCUGCGUGUUCUUUGUCUCACUACUACUAACUGGACGGCUGCUGUGUCUGAGGUUGCUGGGAUGAAAAAUUUUCUACUUUUCUUUGAAAUAAAAUAUAAAUUACA
Molecule: messenger RNA, 3377 nt
Organism: Scylla paramamosain (green mud crab)
Lineage: Eukaryota; Metazoa; Arthropoda; Malacostraca; Decapoda; Portunidae
Product: adenylate cyclase, terminal-differentiation specific-like
Exons: 3
Coding region: 219-1031 (270 amino acids)
Molecular function (GO): calcium ion binding
Source: RefSeq, a predicted model, not a curated record